Anguilla rostrata (American eel) is the source of this 3422-nucleotide messenger RNA. Its product is annotated as endophilin-A1-like. Gene Ontology annotation, cellular component: cytoplasm; presynapse; glutamatergic synapse. The record is from RefSeq and is a predicted model, not a curated record. Lineage: Eukaryota; Metazoa; Chordata; Actinopteri; Anguilliformes; Anguillidae. Gene Ontology annotation, molecular function: protein binding. Gene Ontology annotation, biological process: synaptic vesicle uncoating. Bases 222 to 1277 code for a protein of 351 amino acids. The transcript is spliced from 9 exons.
GUGUGUAGCAAGCCUACGUCACUGUCGUGUCGACAUUAUGGAUGAUAUUGAAUAUCUCUAUCGCAGCAUUAGACAGCCCGCGCGCCUGGUGAUCCCCGGGAUUAAACAGGGGCGGAAAGGGUUUGCCUAGGCAGCCGUACACCUCUGCGAUAGAAAUAGCAAUAGAAAUAAUCACUAAUAUACAAAUACCAUCUCUAGAAUAAACAGGUUCAGCAGAAACCAUGUCUGUCGCAGGAUUUAAGAAGCAAUUCCACAAAGCCACUCAGAAAGUGAGUGAGAAGGUGGGUGGAGCUGAGGGAACAAAGCUGGAUGAGGAGUUCAUAGACAUGGAAAAGAAAGUAGACACCACCAGCAGGGCAAUCUUAGACAUUAUGACCAAGACAACAGAGUACCUGCAGCCUAAUCCAGCGACCCGGGCGAAGAUGAGCAUGAUGAACUCCAUGUCGAAGAUCCGGGGGCAGGACAAGGGCCCGGGGUACACGCAGGCCGAGACCCUGCUGGGGGAGACCAUGCAGAAAUACGGCCGGGAGCUGGGAGAGGAGUCCAAUUUCGGCAUUGCUCUGAUCGACGCCGGGGAGGCCAUGCGUGAGCUCGGAGAGGUGAAGGACGCUCUGGACAUGGAGGUGAAGCAGAACUUCAUAGAUCCGCUUCAGAUCCUGCACGACAAAGACCUCAAGGAGAUCCAGCACCACCUGAAAAAACUGGAGGGGCGGCGCUUGGAUUUCGACUACAAGAAGAAGAGGCAGGGCAAGGUGCAGGACGACGAGAUCAAGCAAGCCCUGGACAAGUUUGACGAUUCCAAGGAGGUCGCGGAACUGAGCAUGUUCAACCUCCUGGAGAGUGAUCAGAUCGAGCAGGUGUGCCAGCUGGCCGCCCUGGCCAAGGCACAGCUGGAGUACCACAGGCAGGCGACGGACAUCAUGCAGCAGCUCUCCAGCAAAAUGGAGGAGAGGAUAAGGGAGGCCUCCAACAAGCCCAGGAAGGAGUUCGCUCCGAAGCCCCGUAUGUCUCUGGACUUCACCCCCACCGAGAACCACAACGGGGGCGUGGCGCACACAGCCGCCGCCAGGAGGUCUCCAGCCCCGAUGGACCAGCCCUGUUGCCGGGCCCUGUACGACUUCGAUCCCGAGAACGAGGGAGAGCUGGGCUUCAAGGAGGGCGACGUCAUCACCCUGACCAAUAAGAUCGACGAAAACUGGUACGAGGGCAUGCUUCACGGCCAAUCGGGCUUCUUCCCCGUCAACUACGUGGAUAUCCUGGUGGCGCUGCCUCACUAGACUCUCCCGGCCACUGCUUCCACUGCUUCUAUUGGUCUGCCCGUAGCCAUGACGACGACCAUGGAUAACAAACGGCCACAGCAUGACAGACUGCCUACCACCACCAAUCAGAAUAUAAUAAACAUAAAACUGCUAAAAAAAGAUGCUAAUGGAAAAAAAAAAAGAUGUUUUAUCUUCUUGCGUAAGAAGGUGAGAAAACUUGUGCGGUUUUUCCCCUGCUUCUCCCUGCUCUGAGUGUUAAAUUGCUUGUGUCUUCAGUUAUAAAUGCAGGUGAACUUCGUAAACCUUUCUGUAUGCUCAAAACAAUUCCACUGUGUUGUUUUAUCCUUAUAUCUUGCGUUUUUUUUUUUGGGCUUUAGACCACGGUUAAUGUAAUCACAGGAUUAUCCUUUUCUUAGAAAAUACACGAGGCAUGACCAAAAUUGGUAGUUUAAAGCAAAUAAAACUUGUACGCUAUCCUGAGUUUAAAAGAAUAACAUAAAAAAUAAAUAAAAAACACUAAAACUUUUGAAAAAUGAAAAAGUACGACACCUAAAGCAAAAUUGCUUGCCUCCAUAAGAUUUGAAGGUGGAAGUACCCAUCAUUGCUCUUUGUUAAUUAUCCUCACAAUGUUUUAUUUACUUUUUAAAUGACAUCACAUUGACAUUAAAAUGGCACUGUGCCAGCACUGCAAUACAUAAAAGCAUAAAUAUGGGACUGGGUCUGUUGUGAGGACAGCCAUUCUGUCCCCUACUCUGGCUAUAUGACUACAUAGUGAGAUUGACAUGUGUCAGGACAAAUCAAUGCAGUACAGAUUUCAUGGCAAUACAUAAUCAUAUGUGUCUGUAUUGCGUACAUACAUGUAUGGGCCGGUCAGUGAUAAAUGAUAAUGAAUAUUAAUAUUUAAGCGAAGGAAACAGACGUAAAAUAUAUUACUGUUUAAGUCAUACUGAAUGAAAGCAUUACUGUGACAAAAACUAUUUACUGUCUUUGAACAUGCGGUGGAAAUAUUUGUGAAACUGAUCUGUGUACUGUGCUAUAAUAAUACAAAUGUGUUUUUAUUGAAGUGGCUGUAAUCGCUGCAGUUAAGGAUGCAAUGGUUUUGUUGCACUAGAUUAUUUGUUGAGAUAUCUCUUCAAUCCAAUCAUAUUUCUCAAUAGAAUAGCUGCCUACACUGUAGAAUGGGACUAGAGAUAGCUAACGAUGGACAAAAAAUUACGGAAUGAAAAUAGGUCUACACUUAUAUUUUUCUUCGCAGAUUACGACCCUGGGAAACUCCAGACCUCAAAAUGUACCCUUAAACUUCUAAUCAUCCAGUGACUUUUUUUGCAUUACAUAAUUCAUGCAAAAAAGGCCCAUGCAUUACUAAUAUUUUUACGGUAAUAUUUGUGAACUUUUUUGUUUAACAAAUAGAUACUGUUGAGACCACCAGAGUAUUUCUUGUAUCACGGCUGCUCAGUCCUGUUCCUGGAGAUCUGCCAUCCUGUAGGUCUUCAUUUCAACCCUAAUUUGGCACACCUGACUCUACUAAUUAGCAGCACGACGAGAACUCAAUCUGUUGAAUGAGGUGUCCUUUGUUCGAAAUGUAGUUAAAACCUACAGGACCGUAGAUCUCCAGGAACAGGGUUGGGCAGCCCCAUCUUAUGUGAUCGCUUUCAAAUCAAAGGGAUAGCCCAAUCUCUUUGUUAUAAUGACAAACUUUGCAAUACAGUGCCACCAUUGUAGAAAGACAGUUAAAGAGGGCUCUGGUGUGUGAUGUUUAUUUAAAUUGCUAUCUGUUUAAUCAGGCAAAACACAGCAGACUGAGCUGUUUACAAUGGCUGGCCACCCUGUAAACUACAUACAUCACUGACCACGUUUACAGGCCACACCCUUGAACAUAUUAUUGCCAGUUGUAAUCACUGACCUUGUCAUUGACUAGGCCACUGACAAUGUAACUGACCACAUUACUGCCUGUGUCACUGACAUUGUUACUAAUUAGGGCACCGCCCACUAAAGAGGAGGGGCCUUUAUCCAGAACACAGCAUGGCAGGGUCAUACUUUUAACUUAUUAAUGUAGCAUUCUGAAUAGCCAGUUUUCUCAUUAUCGUUGUUAAUUUAUCUGUUUAGACGUCACUUUGGAACAGGACCAGUGGAUCAAAAUGACACUGUUAAAUUUUUUUUUUU